AUGGCUUUAUUUGAUGCACCGUCACUCUUUAUUCUCAAAACUGUCAUGGCACUUGCAACAUCAUCAUCUAAUUCAACCUUUGGAGAUUUAGACCUCCGAUACAUGCCAGCCUAUUCGUGGUGUUCCGAGAGCAAACAAUGGAGAGAUGCAUCAGUAGCAGACUCUUCCAUUUUCCAACCAGUUUAUUGGAAUGAAACUCAAGAAUUAAAGUGUGCCACAUUUAAUGUUUUAUUCGACAUUUAUCAAAAUAAUAUUGUGCAGAGCGAUAUACGAUAUGCAGUUCAAAUAAGAAUGCUUGAGAAAUUACAACUCGAUGUGCUGUCUUUGAAUGAAAUGACACCACCCUAUCUUGUGAAAUUCAUGAAUGAGAAAUGGGUUCAAGACAAUUAUUACAUUUCUGAGACUGAAACUGGAGAAAAGAAAGAAUCAGGUCAUUCAACAAUUGUACCGUAUGGCAACUUGUUAAUGUUAUCCAAACACAAGUUUAAUAAUGUUAAAUUUUUAAAAUACAAAUUUUCAAACCCUAGUACAUUCUCGAGGAGAGCAGUUCUUUCAUUAGCGACGCUUAAAACAAGCUCUGGACAAGAUAUUAAUAUUUGUUUUGGAUCUGUACAUUUAAAAGCAAAAAAGGAAUGUUUUGAUACCCGAAAAAAACAAUGCCAAGAGUUGUACACAAUUGCCAAAUAUUUAAUAGAGAAGAAUUUUUGUAAAGAAUUAAUUUAUUUGGGAGAUUGGAAUUUAAACAUGCCUUUCGAAACUCACUUCAUUUCACACAAUAAGGAAUUUACUGAUCUAUGGUUGAAACAUUACGAUAUUGAAAAGGAAGAAGAAAAAGGAUUUACGAUGGAUGCUACCCUCAAUCCCAUGAUUGAGAAAAUGAAUCCAGGCGACACGGGAAAACGGCUUCGCCUCGACAGAGUUGUUCAAUGGAAUUCCAACAACGAAUCAAUUCUCAAGUGCAGCUCAAUCAAACUCUUUGCUACAAAUUCCGUAAAGAAACUCCUUCGAAACAAACUUUUAUUUACAGAGGAAGAAGCUAAAAACCAUCUCAUUCUUUCAAAAGAUUAUCUGUAUUGUAGUGAUCAUUUUGGAAUUUACUUUACUCUUCGAGUCUAA
Molecule: messenger RNA, 1116 nt
Organism: Naegleria lovaniensis
Lineage: Eukaryota; Heterolobosea; Eutetramitea; Acrasida; Naegleriidae
Exons: 3
Coding region: 1-1116 (371 amino acids)
Biological process (GO): double-strand break repair
Cellular component (GO): PML body; cytoplasm
Molecular function (GO): single-stranded DNA binding; 5'-tyrosyl-DNA phosphodiesterase activity
Source: RefSeq, a predicted model, not a curated record